This is a messenger RNA of Coregonus sp. 'balchen', 5607 nucleotides long. The record is from the annotation of a GenBank genome assembly. Lineage: Eukaryota; Metazoa; Chordata; Actinopteri; Salmoniformes; Salmonidae.
GUUUGUUUUUACAGAGCGCGAGUACCGGAACUGUACUGGUGUCGAACAAUCGUUUAACGGUUAUGUUUACACUUUCUGUCCGCGAUUAAUACCGUAGUUUAGUGGUCUGCGCCAUGGCUCUGUACGGGGGUGUCGGAGCCAUGGCUUUACCUAGCGAGCUUAUCGUCCAUAUAUUUUCCUUCUUGUCCGACCGUGACAAGCUUCGGGCCUCGUCAGUGUGCUCUCGCUGGAGGGAGUGUCUGUUUUACCCAUCGCUUUGGACGGAGCUGAAGUUGCGUGUCGGAGGUGGUGCAAACUGGGGAGGCUCUGGCACCGAACAGACCCCAAGAUUAGAAUUUCUCAUGAGGAAGUUUGGCUCUUUCGUGCGCGAGCUACAUCUCGAGGUUGCGGCUGUGGAAGGAUAUCUAAGCCCACUGAGCGGAGUUGAGGGCAGGAUGGAACCUGUAGAAAGCGACCCUCCUUUGCCUGACCGCUGGAAAAACGCAAUGAUCACCUAUUUGGAACAGGUGUUGUGUGUGCUCGGAUGUAUUCGAAACAACAGGUAGUUGGAUAGUUACAACAAUUAUUCAAUGCAUGUUUAAAGCAAAGUGCGUCAGCAACUCCAUACUUGUCAAUUUGAGUGUUUGUCGGGUCGAAGUCAGCUAACGUUUAGUAGCUAGUUUAGCCUACCUAUAAACAAACCCAUGUCAUUACGUAAUCGGGUCAUGUGGUUAAUCUACGGAUUUCUAUUUAACGUUACACUGCUUGUGUGGUUUUCAAUCUGUUGAAGCUAUAAUCUAACUACUUGGUAUAGGGCAUGUCAGUUUGAAGUGUGUUUUUCUGCUUGCUAUGCAGAGAAUGUUGCAAGGAUUUUUUACAAUUACAUUUGAACAACAUUGCAUCAGUGGUGGUCAUGCUCAGGCUGAACCACUGAGGUCAACAAUGACAUUGGCAGCAUGCUGUCAAAUGCAACUCUUGUCUUUUCAAACCUGUACUUGCAAUAUGCCAAUAUCUUUUGGACACAUUUGUGUCCUGAAAAGUUCCACUUGCACUGCCACAGAGAUGGCUUAAAGGUGUCUUGAGGCAUUUCUUUGAUGGUAACUAAUUCCAGUGUUCAUUCAAUAACAGCACACUUGUGAAAGAGAGUUCAAGAGAUGUUAGUGGCACAGUCAAAUGAGGAAAGCUGGGUUUGUGGUAGUGGACCAAACUCCACUCAAUGGUGAAGGAAGUCACCAUGGAGUGGAAUUUAGUCCGCCAGGUUUGUGGUGGACACCAGUGUGUGAUGUUGAAAGGUGCUGAUUGUCAGAGGCCUUCUGGCAAAUUGGUGAGGACAUACUGUUUGAUUGUGCUUGCAGUUGUUUGUUGCAGACCACAAUUAGAACAUACUGUCACUGACCUCCACUAUGGCUGAUUGUGUCCGAUUUUGACUAAAGCUCAUAUCUCUCUCACCCCCUCCCACCCCUCUCUCUCGGCCCGUUCUCUCUCGCUCCCUGUCUCAGAAAUAUCCAGAAGCUGAGUCUGUAUGGGGAUACCUGCAUUCUUCAGGAUGAGGGCAUUCUGGACAGUGCCUAUCUCAACCAGGUUGACCAAGGAGGCAAGAAAAUCAAAGAGUGAGUAGCUUUUAGGCAAGGCUACAUCUUGCCCAGGGAGACAAAAGGGCAUACAGCAGGGCUCUACACUGACCUUUUUUACAAGGAGCACGUCUGCACCUAAGUUGAAAAAUGUAGGCACACACAAAGAAAUGUAUGAAGCUAGAAUCGUUAAUUUUUCUUCCAGGUCGCACAGAAAAAUACUCAGUUGAAAUUCAGCCUCAUAUAAUUACAUAGAACACAUAGGUACUUUAAUAGGAUCUCUGUUCUGCCCAUACAGUUUUUGUUUCUGUAUUGAUUGUCAGUGAGUAGGCCUUUAUUUGCAGAUAUGGAAGAGAUACAAAAUUUUACAAACGUUUUCAAACUUUAUUUCUGUGUUUUCCUCUGGGCCGGGGUAGGAUCCAGCAGCUGUUAGUGGAGGUUCUGUCUAACAGCAGGCAGAUAAAGUGGCUGUCCUCUGCCUUCAUGCUGGGCGUGGUGACCCCAUGCUCCCUGGCCUCUCUGUCCAACCCCAGCGCCGGCUCCCUGGAGCACCUCGGCCUGCUGGACAACCAGCUGCCUUGCCUGGUCUCACCUGUGGAGCUGGAGCGGCUGGUCCACCUGCGUUCCCUGGCCCUCGACUUCUGUGACUUCACCUCUGAGUUGAGCCACCUACUGGCUGGAGGAGACCGUGCUCCACUACAUCGCCUCUCCCUGAUGCUCAACGGCGCUGCUCUGGAGGCUAAGCCGCUGGAUGGCACCGCCAGUGAGGAUGACUGGAAGGCCCUGGUCCACCGCAGCGCUAACCUGCGGGUCUACAUGAUGGCCCUGGAUGUUUGCAGCCAGGACCUGCUGAGGGUGCUAAAACCCAGCCUGCCCCUGGAGAGGAUCCACCUUGACAGCUACUCCACCUUGGUCACAGACGGCACCCUGGAGCUCAUUGCCCAGCAGUACAACAAGACCCUGAGCCACUUCGUCCUGAUGAGGGAUGACACCAGCUUCCCUGACCUCAGCAUCAACCGCAACGAGGACCCGCUGGUCCUACUGGCCUGGCGCUGCGUACACCUCUCUGUCCUGGUCAUCCACGGUGAGCCUGGCCCAGAAGCUAGCAUUACAUAGCUCACAACUGUUUUAGUGUAGCCUAACUUUUUAAUAGGAGUGAUUGAUUUCCAGUGGCAUGGGUUCUACAAGAUGUUCUGAUAGAAAUAUUUAUUACUGGUUAUUUCUGGGAGGAAUGUUAUGUCUAGUAGGGCUGACCCCAUUUAGUCGACUGGUUGAUUGUUUGGUCGAUAGGCUGUUGGUCGACCAAUAUUUCUUUAGUUGAGCAGUAGCAACAACAAAAAAGACACCGGUAUGAUUUGCGCCUGUCUGAGUGGACUGAUCAAUUGUGGAGGCCGUGGGGAUGGCACAGUCCAGCAGGCUAAGAGAUGUAAUACUGAAAUUGUAUAUGGUUAUAUUAUGUAAGAACAAUGGUGCAACACAAAUAAAAAUAUAAUUUUAUAACGUGCGCUUUCUCCCACGUUGGAUAGUGGUCGCUGUCCGCGGUUCUGAAACACAUCAGUGCGCUGUUGAAUUGGCACUUUUUCCUAGACCAUGUUGCUAAGUGCGUAAUAGCAAAGUUAACCAGCAUAUUGGUGUUGAGAACAAUGCGGUGGAGGCAGCAGCCAAGUUAGGAGAUGAGAAAACAGACCUUGCCUUAAUUGUCCAAGAAAAGUGAGAAGAGAGGAAACCCGAACUUAAUUAGGUCUAUAGGCCUAACUGUUAAUGUGCCUGACUUUAUAAAUCAUCCAUAAGCCUCCCGAGUGGCACAGCGGUCUAAGGCACUGCAUCGCAGCGCUUGAGGCAUCACUACAGACCCGGGUUCGAUCCCAGUCUGUGUCACAACCGGCCGUGACCGGGAGUCCCAUAGGGCGGCGCACAAUUGGCCCAGCGUUGUCUGGGUUAGGGGAAGGUUUGGCCGGGGGGGCUUUACUUGGCUGAUCGUGCUCUAGCAACUCCUUGUGGCGGGCCGGGCGCCUGCAGGCUGACUUCGGUCGUCAGUUGAACAGUGUUUCCUCCGACACAUUGGUGCGGCUGGCUUCCGGGUUAAGCGGGCAGGUGUUAAGAAGGACGCAUGACUCUACCUUCGCCUCUCCCGAGCCCGUUGGGGAGUUGCAGCGAUGAGACAAGAUCGUAAUUGGAUCGCAAUUGGAUAUCAGGAAAUUGGGGACAAAAAAGAGGUAAAAGAUAAUAACAUCCAUAUAUAUCUACAGAAAUAAGACUCAUCCUGCUUCUGUUGCCUGUUUGAGUGCUUGUUUAAUAGCCUACUGAUUCCGUGAGCACCAAGCCUCAAGCAACAACAUGUCAGAUAAACAAAUAUGGCUAUUUUUAGGCUAUUUUUAAUCUUUGCUAUGAUGUAAUAAAGGCUUUACACUUUUUUUUAUCGUUAUACCAGCCUCUGGUAUUAUUUAUAAUUCAUUUAGUGUUUGCACUGUUCCAAAUUGUCAGAAGAAUUAUAUUGAUAAUAAUAAUAACCCUCCUUUUUCCUUGAUCUCCUUCUUAUUUUUAUUAUUAUUAUGAUAAUUAUAAUAAUAAGUAAUGUCAUUCUCAUUAGUAGGCUUAGUAUAGAAGCCUUGUAUAACCACUAUCGAGCUGUAGGCCUAAGAUCGCAUCCUGUUUAGUCUUAAUACCGUAACUUACUUCGGCCUAUAUUUCAGUACUCACAGUGCAUUUGGAAAGUAUUCAGACCCCUUGACUUUUUCCACAUUUUGGUACGUUACAGCCUUAUUCUAAAAUUGAUUAAAUACAUGUUUUUCCUCAUCAAUCGACACACAAUACCCCAUAAUGACAAAGCUAAAACAGGUUUUUAGAAAUGUUUGCAAAUGUCUUAAAAAUAAAAAACAGUAUUCAGACCCUUUAGUCUGUACUUUGUUGAAGCACCUUUGGCAGCGAUUACAGCCUCAAGUCAUCUUGGGUAUGAUGCUAUAAGCUUGGCACACCUGUAUUUGGGGAGUUUCUCCCAUUCUUCACCUCCCUGACCAAGGCCCUUCACGUGUUACGGUGUUCAGAGUUUAUAACCAAUUUAUUGAUGUGAUUAUGAUAUGCUAUAGGUCAGGCCCUAUUGGUCACAUGCAUGCGAUGCUUACAUGUCACGUAACGAGAGCAAGGGUUGAGGGAAUAGGAAAUGUUUUUCCUACACAAAUUAAGGAUUUCGGUAACUUAACACUUCAGUCAGAAAUGGCUGUAAUUAUGAUGCUGCUUCAGCAACACGGACAGUGCGAUACACACUGUUGAUGUUCUGUGGUGGUCGCUGCAGCAGGAAGGAGCGAGAGGGACAACAGAUGCUAGUCACAGUCACGCGUUGUCUUUUUUUUUUUAACACAGUCUGAGCCAGGCCCGGCACAAUCAAAUCAAUUGCGGUCGGACUCCCUUUAGUCAUUUGUGUGUCUUAACUAUUUCAUCAAACAGUUUCCUUAAAGCAUCAGAGAAGCUCAGUGCAUAUAAUUGAUUUUAUUAAAACACAUAGGAUGUGUCAGUAUAUGGAAACAUUUCACAUUUUAAAAUUGACCAAUCGAUUGGUCGAGCAAGAUUAUUUAUUUUUGGGGGGGGACAGCCCUAAUGUGUGUAUUGCAGAGGUCAUAUUGGCAGCAUGUUGAUAUGUAUAGCACAGAUCAAAUGGAGUUGGUUUACAUUCAGUAUGCAGUAUGUUCUUUCUACAGUGGCUUUCAAUGUGAUUCUCCUCUGUAUGAACACUACAGGCUACACUGUGUGGUCCCACAAUCUGGUGGCCAUCUCCCGUCUGCGUGGCUCCAGCCUCAAGGUCCUGGCCGUGUCCGAGGAGAGCAUCGACUUCGACCCAGACCAGAGGGUCUUCAUGGAGGGUGACCCCGUCCACAACCUGGUGAAGGAGGUGUCCCUGGGCCUGGGGCGCGUCUGGCACCCCUCUAUGGACUCCAACCUGGUCCUCAGCGAGCCCACCCAGCACUUCCACAGGGAGAUGCAGAGCUUCAGCCUGGGCAUGUAGGCUAGAGCUACAGCCGCCAGACCAGGCCGUCAUCUGGGUCGUGUUCAUUAGGCAUCA